Molecule: messenger RNA, 1782 nt
Organism: Fraxinus pennsylvanica
Lineage: Eukaryota; Viridiplantae; Streptophyta; Magnoliopsida; Lamiales; Oleaceae
Source: the annotation of a GenBank genome assembly
AUGUCACAACCACCUCGUCCAGCAUGGGCUCGUUUCCGUUUUAUGACUCAAGCUACGCAAAAUUUUGCAGCUCCUGCCCCAGUUACACAGCCAGCUCCUGCUCCUACUCCUACUCCUGCACCACCUCCAAUCCAACUCCUGCAGCCACGGGCACCAUUUGGUCAGCCGGCGAGGACCCCGGCAGUACCGUCUCAGGAAAGUCAGCCUCGGGAGCCUACUCCUCCACCCUCGCCGGCUAGAUCUCCACCGAGGUCUCCUGUUGCACCACCUCCUGCUGCUGCACUGGCCAGAUCUCCACCGAGGUCUCCCGUUGCACCACCUCCUGCUGUUGCACCGGCCAGAUCUCCACCGAGGUCUCCCGUUGCACCACCAGUUUCAAUUGCACAGCCAGCUCCUCCUCCUCCUCCUACUACUACUCCUGCACUACCUCCAAUCCUACCCCUGCAGCCAAGGGCACCAUUUGGUCCACUGGCGAGGACAACAACAGUGCCGUUUCAGCUAAGUCAGCCUCGGGAGCCUACUCCUCCGCCCUCACCAGCUGCAACGCCUGCACCACCUCCUGCUCCUGCACCGCCUGCAUUGGCUAAAUCUCCACCGAGGUCUCCUGUUGCACCACCAGUUCCAAUUGCACAGCCAGCUCCUCCUCCUCCUACUACUACUCCUCCUGCACUACCUCCAAUCCAACCCCUGCAGCCAAGGGCACCAUUUGGUCCACUGGCGAGGACAACAACAGUGCCGUUUCAGCUAAGUCAGCCUCGGGAGCCAACUCCUCUGCCCCCACCCGCUGCAACACCUGCACCUCCUGCUGCUGCACCACCUGUACGGGCUAGAUCUCCACCAAGGUCCCCUGUUGCACCACCAGUUCCUGCACCUUCUACCCCAGGAAGGUCUCCGUCGCCACCUCGGGAGACCACUACUUCUGCAUCAAAAUCCCCAAUCAUCAAUACAUUGCCAAAUUCUCCUGUCCCAAAAGAACCAUUAAAUCCCACAAAUCUUCGGGUUCCAUCUUCUCCAAUUCGUGAAUCUCCUAAAACAGAAAGACAAGCUCCAUCCUCUUCAAUGCCAGCUUCUCCAGUGCCAAAACCAGUUGUAACUGCAGCCCUCGAAUCAUCUCCAAAAACCGUCAAACCAUUGGAAAAAACUCCAGUCCAAUCCCCUAAUCCGAAGCCGGUAGCUCCUCCUCCAUCUCCAUUCACACUACCUCCAUCUCAAAUUAAGCCAGACAGUGAACGCGAAUCAAAGAUACCUACUAAAGUUGACCAAAAAGACGUGCUAGUGCAAGAAACCAUCGAAAAAUUACCAAAGCUAAUGCGAACAAAUUUUCAUAGCAGUAACAUUGCUUCCAAUGGAAAGCAAGAAUUACCAAAAGAAAAAGUUCCAAACAAGAAGAUUUCUGAUUCUGAAAAGUUGGGUAUGAGUGUUAUAACACUUGCAGGUGAUAACAAAGGAGCUGUAAUGGAAUUAAGUCCUUCCCGCAAUAAAAAGCAUUCUAUAACCAAUCCUCAUAGCCUUCACAAGAACGGAAAUUAUGCUAAACUUCAGAGUGAAGGCGAAAAAUCGAGCAGUGAUGAAGAAGGAAAAUCAAACAACGAGAAAGAUAAGAAGGCAAUGGUAAUGCCAUCACCACCAAUGACUGCAUAUGUGAACAGCAACGUUCAGGGAGUAAACAAUUCCAUUUUCUUCAAUGGUUCUUCCACUCAUCAAAAUCCAGGAGUUCAUCUCUCUAUCAACAGAAAGGAAAAUGUAGGCCAUGGAAUUCACCUUAAGGAUCACCAUGCAUAA